CGCCGCCCCUCCGGCCCCUUCGGCUCCGUCCCGUCCCGUCCCGUCCUGCCGCUGCCGUAUGGGGCCCCCCGGGCCGGCCUGACCCUCCCUGCAGCCCCGCCGACCCCCAGAGACCGGACCCGCCGAGGAGCCGCGACGGGACCCCCAGGCUGCUUGGAUCCUGCCGGUCCCCCCGCAGCACGGAGAGACCCCCCGGCCCCUUCCCUGGGGACAGAGAACCUUGGGAGCCGCCCCGGGGCUGCCCCGGUCGGGCCCCCUGGACUCCUGGCAAGAACCCCCAGCUCUUCCCAUCGCUGGAGCAGAGACCUCGUCCCCCCCCCCGGGACCCUUCCCUGGGGCCAGGGACCCCCGGGAGACACAGUCCCUUGCCCAGGACACGGGAGCCAGCACUCCUGGGGACUCCCCAGCCGUCCCCGCGGGGGCGAAGGACGCCUGGAGCCCCCCACCCGUGCCGGGGGCGAAGGCCCCGGCCCCCCUGCCCACACCCCCUCUCCCGGGCUGGCCCCCGGCCACCAAAGCUCCCGCGCCCGGAGCUGGGGGGAGCCGGGCUGCCCUGUGCCCCCCGGCUGAGCCGGCCCUGAGCCGGUGGGGCGGCCGUGGGGGGUCAAGGAGCCCUGGGGGGGCCGCGGCACCCUGCCCCUCCCCAGCCCCAUGGCGGCCAAGUGGUUCAAGGAGUUUCCCUCCAACCUGAAGACGGUGUCGGAGCGGGCCCGGCCGGGCAGCAGUAGCCUGGGCAAGAGCCGCAAGAACUCGGCUGCCGAGCUGGGGGGCUGCCGCGCCGGCCCGGGGGGCGGCAAGGACGGGGGCGGCCGGUUGUCACGGGACAACCUGCAGGGUCUGCUCCAGGCUGCUACCGGGAAGAUGCGGAAAAACUCGCGAGUGGAGGGAGGGACCCCGGAGGGACCCCCCAAAACCUGCGGCACCUACAUCAACCGCCUCAUCAAGGUGGAGGCUCACGAGAAGAAUGGGAAGGGGUACCCCAGCCCCCCGCCUGCCAGCCCGGCUGCCCCCGAGCAGGACAAGGGGAAGACCCUCAAGACAGAGACGGUCAUCAUCCUGGAGGACUACGCCGACCCUUACGAUGCCAAGCGCACCAAGGGGCAGCGGGAGGCGGAGCGGCUGGGAGAGAACGACGGCUACAUGGAGCCCUACGACGCCCAGCAGAUGAUCACAGAAAUCCGCCGCCGGGGCUCCAAGGACCCCCUGGUCAAAGCCAUCCUGCUGCUGGACGGUCCUGGCGAGCCCGGGGAAGGGGGCAGCAAGCCAGAGCCAGCCAAAUGGCCAGUGGGCAAGGAGGUGGUGGGGAAGGGGCCACAGCUCUAUGACACCCCCUAUGAGCCCGGGGAGGGGGUGCCCGGGGGAGCCCCGGAGCGCAGGGUGAGGGCUGGGGAUGGGCGCCUGCCAGAGAACGAUGAGCGGCCAGCGGGAGAGUAUGAGCAGCCCUGGGAGUGGAAGAAGGAGCAGAUUGUCAAAGCACUGUCAGUCCAGUUUGAGGGCUCAGAGCGCCCCAAGGAGGAGGUGCAGCGGCAGCACCUGCGCCAGAAGAGCUGGACCCCCAAGAUGCUGAAGCCGGCGGGCACGGAGCACGGGGAGGGGGAGCGGGUGGACCCUGCCCUGGCGCUGGAGAAGCAGCCCUGGUUCCACGGGGCCAUCACACGCGCCGAGGCGGAGAGCCGGCUGCAGCCCUGCCGGGAGGCCGGGUACCUGGUGCGCACCAGCGAGAGCGGCAGCGGCAAGUACUCCAUUGCCCUCAAGACCAGCCAGGGUUGUGUCCACAUCAUCGUGGCCCAGACCAAGGACAACAAAUACACGCUCAGCCAGGCCAGCGGCGUCUUCGCCAGCGUCCCCGAGGUCGUGCACUACUACUCCACCGAGAAGCUGCCCUUCAAGGGGGCCGAGCACAUGGCCCUGCUGCACCCCGUCCACUGCAAGCUGCAUUAGCGGCGGAUAACGCCCCCCCCAGACUGGGCCACGACCCCCACCCAAAUCCCCGCCCAGGGCAGGGUCCGGCCCCGGCGACGGCUGCGUGCCGGGGGAAGGGUCUGGCACAAGACCCCCGGGGACCCCUCCGCUCGCUGCCCGCCGCUGGACUCCGGCAGGGCAGACCCUGCCCACCCUGUGCUGGACGCCCCCUCCCGCUGCGGGGCUGCGCCCGGGGCGGGGAACGCGGCGGGACUGGGACCUGUAACAACUAGUAAAAUAAACUUGUUGGCUGA
Apus apus (common swift) is the source of this 2216-nucleotide messenger RNA. RefSeq names its product Src homology 2 domain containing E (gene SHE). The coding region runs from base 652 to 1941 and encodes 429 amino acids. The transcript is spliced from 6 exons. Lineage: Eukaryota; Metazoa; Chordata; Aves; Apodiformes; Apodidae. Gene Ontology annotation, molecular function: phosphotyrosine residue binding. The record is from RefSeq and is a predicted model, not a curated record.